Zootermopsis nevadensis is the source of this 7631-nucleotide messenger RNA. RefSeq names its product broad-complex core protein (gene br). The record is from RefSeq and is a predicted model, not a curated record. Gene Ontology annotation, cellular component: nucleus. NCBI's taxonomy places the organism in Eukaryota, Metazoa, Arthropoda, Insecta, Blattodea, Termopsidae. Gene Ontology annotation, biological process: regulation of transcription by RNA polymerase II. Gene Ontology annotation, molecular function: protein binding.
AGCAGUGUUUGUAUGACAUUAGACAAUGUCAAUGUCAAUUACUAGAAAAAUAGGCAAAAAUAGUAAUGACAAUUAUCACUUAUUUUGCUUCGGAUGACAGUGCUAUUGAUUUGUAAUUGGCUUGUGUGAAUAGUUAUUAUGUUUAGCUCGAGGUGAUGUGCUAUAUAUCAAGUAAUCUUAUGAAAUUGUGAACGACUAUAAGCUGAUGUAUCCAUUGCUCUAUUUUUUAAGGACGCCAUUUUCCACCAUUUUUGUUUUACUCGUUCAAGGCCAAAAAAUGUAGCUAAACCCUAAGGCCAAUUUACAAGUUAACAGUAUUAUGUGAAGAUUUAUUAUAGUGAUGGAAUGUAGAGUAAAAUGAGUAUGGCAGACACUCAGCACUUUUGCCUUCGUUGGAACAAUUAUCAAAGUAGUAUCACCUCUGCAUUCGAGAAUUUACGUGAUGAUGAAGAUUUUGUUGAUGUAACGUUGGCUUGUGAUGGCAAAAGCCUCAAAGCUCAUCGUGUGGUACUCUCAGCAUGCAGUCCUUACUUUCGAGAACUUCUUAAGAGUACACCAUGCAAGCACCCGGUGAUUGUGCUGCAAGAUGUGGCUUUUGCUGACCUGCAUGCAUUAGUCGAGUUCAUAUAUCAUGGUGAAGUGAAUGUACAUCAGCGGAACCUUACCUCAUUCUUGAAGACUGCAGAAGUAUUGAGGGUGAGCGGGUUAACACAACAAGCAGAAGACAGAGAUGAGUUUUCUGCACAACUGCCAAGCUCUCGUGGGCACCAACACAGUUUUUCUGAAAAACUGGUUGAAGAUGCUUUGUUCACGUCACCUCCAUCACCACUUCCAUCUUCCCAACACUCAAAUGCUACCUCAGGUGGAGCAACAGUGAACCAGCUAUUGCGACGUGCAGCAGCAGCGGCAGCCAUAGCUUCAUCUUCAAGUCGACGGGAACGACAUAACUCUGCCGAGCAGCAGUCAGAUUCAUCAGAACAGUCGCAACAUUCAUCCCCAAGCAAAAGGGCAAGAACAUCUGUUAAUGUUGAGAAUAACAACCAUAACAAUGGUGAAACUACCUCAGCUUCAACCAAUCAGGUGACAGCUACCGAUUUUUCUUCUUCACCCUUCUCUUCCAAACAAACUCAAGGCUCCACAACAGCAAGUAACAAUAGGAAGACAGAAUCAGAUGGCAAUGUAGCUUCAGGUGAUGGCGAUUCUACACCUUCUCCUACCUCUGGAAUGUUAGAUGGCGUGAAAUCAGAACCUCUAGAACUGAUGUGUGGAGCAGCAGACAUGGAUAACAGCAAUGACUCUGUAGAGGCUGCUGGUGGUGAUGUCCCAGCAGGAAGUCAUCAGCAGUCAUCACUUUCAGCUGGUGAUCAUGAUGAUCAUGACAGUAUUCAGGGACACCCAGGUUCUGUUUACCUCUCUACACCAGAGAGUAAACUAUUUACUUCUGCUACCUCGACAGGAUCAUUCAACUUCAGCAUGGCGGGAUUAUCAGGUGUUGGUAGUCAGAGUCUACAAGGAAGUGCAGAUGGAUCAGCAGGGACAUCAUCACAAGAGCUACUAGGAAGGGGCUGGGUUGGCAGUGGCAGUGGUGGAGUAAGUGGUCCUCCGUACUGCCCUCUGUGUCGCAAGAGCUUCACGCGUGCCUGGUCCCUUCAGCGUCACAUGGCCGACACUCACUUCUACGUGCCGCAGAGCUUCGAAUGUGAUGUUUGUGGCCGUUCAUACCGCUCGCGCAACAGCCUUGUGAGUCACAAGUCACAGUAUCAUGGUGGCACCUCUGGUAGCAGGGCUUCCUUGUCCAAGGAAGCAGUUUCAUCUAGUGACAAUGAUAAUGUUUCAAUCAAAGGAGAAAAACAUGUUAGAGGAGAAAGUGAAUGAAUCUCUUGAAAUUUAUUAUAUUGAAUGUGUCAGCUGAUCAUUGCCUGGGGGCGUGAAAGUAGAUUUUAUACCCAGUGUAGUGCUUGUCUUCAGGAAUUUUUAGAUUGUAGAUGUGAAUUCGUAUUGGAUACUCAUAAUUUUACAGUUCAUGUUCUGGUACCUUAAGAAAUAAAUUGAAACUCAAGAAAUGAUUCAUUGCGCUUGACAUGAUGUCAGUUUUCAAUAUCUUUGUAUUAAGAUGAGCUGAAUGGAGUAUGUAGCACACACGAGAGUGAUGAAAAUUGCAGAAAACCCCCUGAACCUGAAGGGAAGAAACCACUAGGGAGACUGAGGCGUAAGUGGGAGGAUAAUAUUGAAAAGAAAAAUAGGGUGUGAUGAUGUGGAUAGGGACUACUGGCAGGCUCUUGUAAACAUAGUAAUGAAUCUUUGGUUUCCAUAGAAGGUAGAUAAUUUUUUGACACACGAAUAGACAAGUUAUUUAGUUUCUCAAGAUGGACUUCACUUCAUGGAGUUAGUUGCUUGUAACAAGAGAGAGAAACUUAUAUUGUUGCAUGUCAGCAAUACAUUCCCUUGUUAUUAAACAACCUCUAAACUAGUCACAGAUAAAUAUCUAUUUGCUGACAUACUUUAUCCAUACUGAAAUAUUCAGAAGAAACUAACUUUAAAAAAUUGUCUCGACAAAAAUAAUGGUAUCAAAACUUUUAAUUGUUGCUUCUGUUUUGCCAAUGCCUUCAUUAAGGCUGGCAAUAGCAGUCUUUUUACAGAAAUAUAAAAUUAAAGAAAUUAUAGCAAAUGUGGCGAGCAUCCACUUUUAUCAAUCCACUCGUUUGUUGCAGUCUGGAAAACAUAAACAUCAAGAAAAUUUGUCAUUGUAACUCAUGUUACUCCUUUAUUUGCCCUGGUAUAAUUUCUUUUACAUGUAGCUGAAGGAGAAGCUUCAUUUUUUUGAUUGAAGAUUUUGUAUGCACUUCACCAAUAUUUCUAUGAUAGGGGCUGAACCUAUAUAUGCCCUAUUACCAAUUUAAACCUGUUUUUAAAAUGUAAAUUCUCUGGUUUAAAACAUAUUCUUGUUAGAAAAAUACUUCUUUGAAUGUAGCAUUUUGUUCAAUCAUUUGUCUCUGUUUUCAUUUAUUGCAUUUACCAAUCUUGUAAAUGUAAUAAUCAGCACAAAUGACAGUGUACCGAGGCAUAAAUUAUGUUUCCUUGUACUUGGUUUAACACACUUUACAUCUUAAAAUAUUUGAAAUAAAAAUUACAGGGCUUAAUGAGCUCUGUAUUUUAUAUAACAUCACCAGUUAUUUGUAUGAGGUAUUUUUUUAAUUAUUGCUUUCAAUUGAGGCAUCAUUUGGUGAGAGUGGGGAAUCUGAAGUGCAAAUGCAGUUUGCUUCCAUACCCUCUUCCAUGAUUAUGUCAUGUUAAACUUUAGUUUCACUGGCAUAAUUACUAUAAACUAAAAAAUUAGACCUUUUAAAAUAAGUAGCACUGAGUAUUUAUAAAUAGGUUUAAUAUUAGCAUUACAUCUGAAAACAUAACUGUAAAGAAAACAAAGGGGAUGACUGAACAUUUACAAACUAGAGGGCAUGCUUCUUUUCUUAAAUUUUGUGGCAUUUGAAUCGCAUGAUUUGGCAGGUAUUGUGUACAUCAACAUUCAUAUAUCAACAAACUAUUGAUAACAAAAUAUGUGCAGCUUCAGGCAGCAUUGUCUUUGAAAUGGAAGCAGAUGUGCUGGAAAUAUAAAAUCACCCUAACUGGAUUUUGUGUCAUUGUGAAAUUUACCUCAGAAGAAAUCAGUUUAUUACAAGAAGUCUAUAUUUUUAAACACUGCUUGCAAGUAUGAGGUAACAGUAAUGAAAAUUUAAUAAUUAUUACUGUGUAAAUAUAUCAGUACUCUGUAGAUACACUGGUUUCAACUUAGUUGACUUUCCUCAGAAAAAGUUGAAUUGGCUUUGAUUUUUAUACAUUUACGUUACAUUUACAAUAUUCUGUAUAUCUUCUGAUAUGUACGGUGUGUGGUUAUUGAAUUUUCUGCCAGUAACAGUGAUAUGUUUCAUAAUUUGUUUUUAUGUUAAUGGAAUACUGGAAUAACCUUUUGACUAGCAGUUUGAUUUCUUGUGCCAUUUAUUCUCUUUUAAGGUAUUAUUUACAUUUUUCACAGUUGUAAGAAACAUUUGAUCUCCAACAUAUCAUCUGAUUUAUCAAAAGAAUUAAUUAGAAUUACACACACGCUUUUUAGUACUAAGUUUCCCAUUUUUCAUCAAGUUACCAUGUCUGCAGCAGUUUGGGAAUGACCAGCUUUUAUCUAUUUCAUAAAUGGAAAACGCAGAUGGUUAAAUCUGAAAUAGUUGCAUCAAAUGACCUAACAUGACAUUCUAAAACCAAACAGAUGUAAGUAAAAUGCACAGUAGUUAACAUCAAAGUUACAUGUGUAUUAUCAAGCAGUUGAGGUACCACAAUUCUACAGUUUCACUCACUUUGUAAUUAAAACCAGUGUGUUUACCUAUUGAGGCGUUCUUUAAACACCUGACAGCAAGUAUGUUAAGGCAAUAUUCUUGCAAACAUUUGACGCAGGAGUUAUGGAAGAAAAACAAUUCAGCCAUAGAUGCUGAUAAUGUGAGGAAUAUUAUUGUUUUUUACUCAAGUCACUAUGCUGUGCUGAAUGAGACUGAAGUGUGUGAAAUGAGAUGAUAGUAAUGUUUGUGAGGAAUGUUUCAUACCGAUUUAAUUUGCAGAAAGUACAAAAUCAUAUAGGUGUACUUGAGUUGUAUGAAAUAUAUUUCAUAUUGUGUGUAUCAUGUAAGAGCAACAGGUGAUAGAUAUCUGAUACCAUAGUUGGUCUUUAGGAACCAUGGACAUGUUGCUGUAAAUAUUCUAGCAGGUAGUCUUCCACACAGUCCCAUCCAUAUAAUUCAUUUACAGAUGAAUGAAUUUUUUUUUUUUACAUUGCAACUGCAACAUCAAAUGUUGACAAUACUCAAAAUAGCAGGCUUAUAUUCUCAGGAAUAUUGACGAAUUGCAGUAUUAUUUGUCAGGUUGUCAUGUUUUAUUUUGAUAUUGUACCCCUAUUGAUGAUAAUGGAGCUGAAAGAACUUCAGUGGAGAUAAUGGUUUAGUGUUAGUGUUGGCAGAUUAAGUGUUGAGCUUUUGUUCUGUGGUGAUAUUGGCCCAGUCAGAGAGUCUGGCUGGUAGUGUUAUGACUGUGGUAAUGAGAUAUGUGGAUUCACAUAUAUUCAUGAAGACUCAGAGGAAUGCAGAAUAAAUAAAUUCUCUGCAUUGUAUGAAAGAUCUGAUUCAUGUGUUAGGUAAUUUAUCGUAAUUGUUUAGGUUGUGUAUUGUUAGGUUGUGCAUACUUUCUGAACUGUUAUGCCUGUAUUGUAAUGUAAGUUACUGUGGAUUGGUGUUACAGAAAUCAAUACUGCAUAAGAACUGUAUAAACUGAUUAGAGAGACUCUUUUUCAUGCAAAUUAUAUUACUUUAUUUUUUCUUGUUCUGAUUUUGGAAAAUUUAUACCUGAAGUAUAAAUUAUUUUUUUUAUUUAUGAUCUACUUUUAAUGAUGUAAUAAAUAUAUUUGUUUGAAUAGUGUAGUUUCCAUUGCUAUUUUCUGGUUUCAGUAUUCUCUCCCCCAAACCCAAAUUUGGAUUGUAUAAUUCUGCUGUUCCUUGCUGAGUCAUUGCUCCUCACCUGUUACUUCUUACUUCAGUAACUGCUAGGCUGUAGUAACUUACAGAUAUUUAGAACAUUAUAUGUACAUACAUGAGUUAUUCAUUUCUGUUGAAUGCAAUGUAGUGUGUAGUAUUUAAUUAAAAGUUUUUAAUGUAUUUUUUUUUUAAUUUUAAAAUUUUCCAAUGGAGAAAGUGUCGGCGAAAAUAUUGCAGUUCUUCGGUGCCAGGAAAAGGAAGAGUUUUGUGGAAUAGACUCAAUGCUAGACAAGGAAUGCAUGAAUAACGUUUUCAGUACGGAAGAGAAAUUCAAUGACUUUGACACCUGCUUUGAAGAAAUUUACCUGAAGCUUUCAGGGCACUUCACUAUUCAUGCAGGAUGUAAGACAGAUCAGGUCAAUCAGCCAAAAUCUGUUAAAGGUAUAACCACGAAGAACUACAAUUAUACAAAGUAUUAUGCUUCCAUACUGUAAAACAAGAAUGUGAUGGAAUAGGUGGUGUCAAAAAGUGGUUCUUGGUGAAUUUAUUGUUUUGUAAUUUAUGGUUUUGAUCAGACAUGGUUAACUUGUAUGGUUAACAUGGCUACACAGUCAAAACAACCAUUAUCUGACUGCAGAAAAGCUUUUUAUGCAUCUUCUGUUGUCACUAUGCAAGGCUUGCUUAGAAGUAGGUUGCACUUUGAAGCUCAUCUGUAAAAUAAGGUAAGUUGUAAAAUGCAUGGGAAAAAUGGGCUGUGAUUUCAUGUCAUAUUCAGCUACUGUUCUGCAAUGAUGCUAUGGUGUUUAGUCCAACAAUGAAAUAAGAAAAUUGGUUCUUUUCCUUAUAUCAUGCUUCACCUUGUUUAGUGUAUUAUUUACAAUUUAUAUAAUGUGGGUUGAUUGCAUAUGAAAGAAUUUAAUCUUAUGUGGAAAUGGAGCUUAUGCUCCAGCCAUAAAUUUCAGUCCUUGUUUAAAAAAUUGUUUACCAUGUGUGUUUGAAAAUAGAGGUAAAUGAUCAUGCUUUCUUUAGUAUAUAUUUGUCAUUUGACUUCUGUUUGUGGGGUUUCAUUACCUGAUGUUUCACUACCAAAAUUUCAUAAAAAGAGGUGAAAUUAGUUCUUGUGCUUAAACAUCAUGCCAUGAAGAUGUGUUGGGGUUAGAGGUGUAACUCUGCAUGUUCCAUGCCUUGACACAGGUGUGUGGCUGCUUUAUGCUCUGGAAAAGAGCCUGUUGCAAAUUGAAUCUCUAGCCAUCCAUCCUGCCAUCAGUCUCUUUUUAUUGGACUCUUUCAGUGUUCUCCAUUUUCAUAAAAAUUAAAUAAAUACUAGCAUUAGAGAAAGUAAAAGGUUUCUGCUGUAACACCAUGCGUAUUAUUAUUUCUUUGAGAUUUAUACAUUGUCUAAUUGUUUGUAAUUAGAACCACAACAUUUUAGAAGUUUGUUUUACUGAUCACAACCUUGGACCCAGGUUUCAUUCUUCAGAAAAUGGAAGUAAACGCAACUACAAAAAUAUUUUUGGUUUUAAUUAAAUAUACUUUGAUAAAGUCCAACAGAAUAAUUGUACAAAUAGUUGCAUACUUUUCAGUGAUUUCUUGUGAUACAGCAUUUCAAGACCCUACAGUGAAUGGUGUUGGUUGUCCUUGCACCUAACAUGUUUGUAUCAUAGUCAUUUUGCUCAUGAGAGAAAGUUAAAAAGUACAAAGGUGUGAAGUCUUCUGUUGCAUGGAGUUCAUACCAUGUUUUAUGAGUAUUGUCCUUUGUAAUCGAAUUAGGACAGGCAUGUAGCUUGCUCUUAUGUUCCAUAGAAACUGAAAGCUUAAGGUUAGGCUUUGUCUACAUUUCUUGAUUGCUUAUACUGUUCUGUAUCCCAAAUUGUGUGAUACAUGUGAAAUGAACAAGUAGUUCUGUAUGGCCAUAUAGAAGUAAUAAAAUUUGGCAUUUAAGAAGAAAAAUAAGUUAUUUCUUAAUGGUAGGAUUGUGACUAGUGAUUAUCACUGUAAAGACUCAGGCAUAUCUUUGCCUUCAUAAUUAAUAUUUUAUACUGCUGCUUUUGAAUGACUUCUGACAAACAUCUGUAAACCCCCUUUUUGACCAUCCAAUUAAUGGGGUCUUGUACAUCAGAC